AUGAAGAAAACAAUUGCACUCUUUGGUUCCCUGUGCCUGCUGCUUUCAUACAGCAGCGUGUCGUCUGAAAAGUUAGGCAUUCAGAAGAAGAAAAAUAAUCUGGAGCAGGAUGCCAUUCACAUGUUGAUGAAGAAGCUGGAGAGUUUGUACAAACUGAGCGCGACGGAUAAUGGAGAAGUCUUUAACAAAGAAAUUGAGACUUUGAAAAAACAGAUUGACCAGCUGCAGCAACAAGGGGGCGUAAACGAAGGGGAAAGUCUAGGUCACCUCCUAGAGAGCGAUGCCGCAGAUGAGUCCACCAAGAAGACCAUUUUUGGAAUGGACGAAGACGACCUGGAUAACUACGAUGCGGACUUCACAGGACAGAGCAAGGGAAAAAUUAAGGGGCAGUCAAGUAAGUAUCAGAAGAAAAUAACCGGAAAUGAUGAAACCUCGGGGCAAGCAUCCGGUACGGCAGGGCAAUCCACGGGUAAUCCAGCUAGCAGUGCGCCAUCAGGAAAUGAGACUUCCCAGGGUGCUCAAGCCUCAAGUGGUCCCAGUCUUAAUACAGGAGCAUCAGCAGGCACAACAAGCACGACAGGCACACAAACUUCAAGUCCAUCAAGUCAGGGUACUGUCACAGGUGGAGCACCACAACAAGGUAGAAUUGCACCCUCCACAGCUACUCAUGGAGCAGGAAACCAAAAUGCAGCACCAUCUGUAGGCGGUCAUGAGGGACAUGCUCCACAUGGACUCACCCCGGAAGUGAAGUACCUGGACAAGCUGUACGACGAAAUACUUAAAACGACAAACUCGAACAACGGAAUUCACGUCCCCGAUUUCCACAGCAAGUAUAAUGACUUUAGAAAGAAGUACGAGUUUACCAUGAAUGAGCAGGAGUACCAAAUUGUGAAAAACCUGUUUGACGCCUUCUUCAAGGAGGGAAAUUCAAAUGGCAAUGGCGCCAUUGCGUUCUUCAAAAAACUGUUGAAUGACAAUGGGUUACAAAAACAGUUUGACAAUUUUCAGCAUGGCCUCUACGGAUUUGCAAAACGCCACAACUACUUGAGAGCAGAUAAAAACGAUAAUGAAAAGCUGUACAAAGAUCUUCUGAACAAUAUUAUAAAUUUGCUGAACACGAUUGAAAUGAAGUGA
Molecule: messenger RNA, 1134 nt
Organism: Plasmodium fragile
Lineage: Eukaryota; Apicomplexa; Aconoidasida; Haemosporida; Plasmodiidae
Exons: 1
Coding region: 1-1134 (377 amino acids)
Source: RefSeq, a predicted model, not a curated record